Messenger RNA from Lycium barbarum (goji berry), 1077 nucleotides. RefSeq lists its product as uncharacterized. The coding region runs from base 452 to 874 and encodes 140 amino acids. Gene Ontology annotation, molecular function: zinc ion binding. The record is from RefSeq and is a predicted model, not a curated record. The transcript has 2 exons. NCBI's taxonomy places the organism in Eukaryota, Viridiplantae, Streptophyta, Magnoliopsida, Solanales, Solanaceae.
CUUGUAUUUUUAGUUUUCUAAGGUUUGUUGCGGAUUCUCUGUUUUGUUAGUUGUUUUUUUUCUUUUUUUGUGUUUAAUAUGUUUGGCAUAUGCUUUUUAAUGUGGUUCCGAAAUGGGUGAAUAUGGUUAAAUAAGGUUUGCUUUUGGAGUUAUGUUUUAGUGGUUUUAGGGUUGGUUUCUGCUUUUGUAGGCUUGUGGACCUGAUAUUGAUGUGGGGUUGGUGGUCAUCACUAAUCUUCGUCCAUUGUGUGCUACUAUUGUAAUCUUCUUGUAUUUUCAGUUUUUCUAAAGUUUGUUGGGGAUUGUUAGGUCUGGAUUGUUGCACGUUUAUUAUUUUGAAAAUCUGGGGUUUUGCACAAAGUUAAUCUAUGUUGAAUUUUGUGUAGUUAUCUCAGUUACUCUAAUCCCAACUUCAACCUUUUUGCGAUUUUCAGUGAAUUUAAGCCUUACAAUGUCCGAACUUAGUUGUAAUUCAACGAAGAACUGUCACUGUAGUGAAAUUGCUCGUUGCUUCACUUCGAAAACAUCUUCAAAUCCUGGUAGGAUAUUCUAUAAGUGUCCUAAACCUAAGGCUGAAAAUUGUGGUUUUUGGGAGUGGAAAGAUAAUUUUCCGGACAAUACUUUGUUGGAAAUAAGUGAUCUGAAAGGUAAAUUGGAAGUGGCUACGGUGAAAAUGGACAAUUUAAGAGAGUCGUUGGAUGCAGUUAAGCUUGAAAGAGACAACUUGAAGAAAAAAGUGUAUGACUUGGAGGCUAUAAAUAACUCUCAACUGAACAAAUCAGGGGAAUUGGAAGAGAAGAUGUUGAAGUUGAAGAUGUUGUUUAUAAUUUCAUUGGCCGUAUUAGUUGGAUUUUUUAUCGCUAAUUUGGGAUGAAUUAUGCUUGGUCUAGUAAUAGAAGUGAAAGACUUGUUUAGGUAGAUGAUCAUGCUUGUUUUGGUAGAUGAGGAUGUUUAGGAGUAGAAGUGUUUGUUUAGGAGUUGAAGUGUUGGUUUGAAAGCUAGUUUGUUGUUGUUAUUGUAUGUGUAAACUUGCUUACUUAGUGUUGCUAAUAUUAUGUGAAUUCACAUUUGUUGGUA